AUGAUCUACGAGUGUACCCCUUCCAUUCAAAUGUCCAAAGCAUCCACAACACCAGUCAUUUCUAUUACAACCUCUUCAACGACCACCAACCUGCCCCUUCGGAAUCGGGGGCACCCAGCAAACCGCCAGAUUCAGCACGACAUGCACAAUACCAAUAACCCAAAACCCCUUCGCAUAAUUCGUCCCGCCAUCCAUAAACCGAAACACCACGGCAAACACCACCCCGCCCAGAUUCCCCCCCGCGCCCGUCAACCCCGACAUCAACCCAUUCGCAUGCGGAAACACAUGCGGAAUCAAUGCAAAGUUCGCCCCAUUCCCCGCCUCAUGAAACACCGCCAUCAGCACCACCAACCCAAUCAUGGUCCCCAAAUCAUGCGGAUCCAGCACCCCAAUCACAAUCAGCAACACCCCCGUCACCACGCCACACACAUGCACCCACCCCUUCUUCCACCACAGCUGCCCCCCCGACACCUUAUACAGCACAUCGCCCACGACCCCCCCCAACGGCCUUGUCACAAAAUUCAGAAACCCAAACACCGCGGCGUAGUUCGAUGCGCGGGUCUGCCCCAGAUAGGGGAAGUUGCGCAGGUAGUAGGCGGCCAGCACCGAGUUGAUGGCCAGCUCGCCGCCGAAGGAGCAGGCGUAGGUGGCGACGUGGAAGAGGGCGUGGCGGCUGAGGAGGAUGGGGAGGGCGGUGUGGAGGGUCGGGGGGCGGAUGAUUUCUUCCGUGUGCGCGGUGGCGUGGUCGAAGGGGAAGGGUGUGGUGGUUGUGGUGGUGGUGGUGGUGGAUUUGGGGAAGGAUUUUUCGAGGUCGGACGUGGUGCCGUCGCCGUCGCUGGCUUUGCCGAUGGGGGUGGUGGUGCUGGAGGUUUCGCGUGGUGGGAGAGUAGGAACAGCAAGGCAGGAGGAAAAGCGUACCAUGUCUCCAUGGGCGUGUCUCUCACACAGCAGCAGCAGGCCGACGCCGCAGGUGAUCAAGCACACCAGCGGCACGACAAAGGUGAUGCGCCAUGCCUGGUCGGGGCUGUGCCCCCACCGAUGGACAAGCGAAUCAUACACGGCCGGCAUGAUAAAGUAGGUGAUGCCGCCGCCGGCGUUGCCCCAACCGCCCGAGAGGGCGUUGGCGGUACCGACCACGUUCUUGUCGAACCAGCCGGUGCACCAGACUUGGCAGGGGACAAAGGCGCCGCCCAGGAUUCCGAUAAAGAGGCGGAUGAUGUAGAGCCCCGUCGCGUCCUUGAUCAGCGGCGCCAGCCCGAUGGGGAUGCUGCCCACCAGCAGCAGCAGGCUGAAUACCCUGCGCGGGCCAAACUGGUCGCAGAGCGGGCCAGCCAUGAACCGGACCGCAAGCGUGGCUACGAGAGAGAUGAUGUUGGAGGUCUCCAUAGGCCGGUUUCGAGGUCACCUACCAAGGGCGGAAAGGUGUACCAGGCCCAGAACGACAGCAUGAAGCCGAGCCACGAAAAGAAAAAGACUCGGCCAUGGGCGUCGAUGGGGUUUAGGAUGGGCACGCUUCGUGCUUUUUUGUUCACUGGGUUGACGGUUGGCGUUCGCCAGAGGUCAGAUACCUGGAAGCCCAUUGUUGCUGAUGCUGUUGCGCAAGGCAGCAGUAGCUAG
Chaetomium globosum CBS 148.51 is the source of this 1617-nucleotide messenger RNA. RefSeq lists its product as uncharacterized. The coding region runs from base 1 to 1617 and encodes 538 amino acids. Lineage: Eukaryota; Fungi; Ascomycota; Sordariomycetes; Sordariales; Chaetomiaceae. The transcript is spliced from 4 exons. The record is from RefSeq and is a predicted model, not a curated record.